AUGACCGUCGGUUGGUCGGCCGUUCCGAUGUUUUUUGGCAGGCAGACGGGGCAAGCGAAGGUCACCGGGAGUGGCGUGCUUGCAAAUCGGGUCUUGUGGGAGGGGUUUCGAGGGUGCGGCCCCAAGACGCCAGCAGCCCGUGGGGGGAUAGGUAGGUGCCUCGUCGGCAACCUGUGCGGCCCGCCAGGGGUAAAAACCCCGGGAUUUGUUGCCUUCUCCCUGUGCCCCACGGCCCCGCUGGGAUGCUCCUCCUCCUCAUUAUUCCGCCCAGGCACGUACGCUGCAAGGUCGAAGCCUGAGACCUUGCGCGGACAGACGCCAUCUCACUUGAACCACCUUUCUGUGCCGCCAUUGGUGCCGGGCACGGCGUCGGUCCUGGGCGGGCAGCAACAUCGCAACCGGGCAUUCGGCGACCUGAAGAACAUGGGUCUGAACGGAGGACCCGAAUCUCCUCUCAAUGCCCUUUCGCCGCAGGGUGGAUUGGCCGGCAUCACGGAUAUACUGAGCAGUGGAAUUGAUGGCGAUAAGCAGUCAGGCGAAAAGAGACAGUCGAGACUGACAUGCAUUCAAUGCGGAGCGACGUUUCUGCAGCGAGAUCAACUUCGGAAGCACGAAUUGCUCCAUUCGCCUUCCGGACAAGUGUCAUGCAAAGUGUGCAACAAGAUGUUCGCCAACGUUUACCGGCUCCACAGACACACCAUCAGCCACGACGAAAGCGCCGCACUGCGAAAAUUCAAGUGCCCCGAGUGCGAGAAAGCUUUCAAAUUCAAGCACCACUUGAAGGAACACAUUCGCAUACACAGCGGAGAGAAGCCGUUCGAGUGCGCCAAUUGCGGCAAGCGGUUUUCGCACUCGGGCUCUUACUCCUCACACAUGACGUCCAAAAAGUGCCUGGUCGUGAGCCAGAAAGCCGCCGCUGCUGCUGCUGGGACGACAGGGAACAAUCCUAGCACCAAUAACAACAACAUCAACAAUAACAGCGACAAACAACCUCCUAGUGGGAGCAACAAGCCAGGAAAGCAAGUCGAAAGCGGCGGAAAACUGACCGCACCUGAUUUCGCUCGAUAUUUCGGAUCCGGAGCGGGCUUUCCACCGACGAGCGCCACAGCGUUGCCGAUGCAUCCGCUGCUGAUGGCCACUCAGCACCAUCUUCAGCAACAACAGCACCACCACCAGCACCAACAGCAGCAGCCUGCGCCACAGUUCGUGGAGAAGCGGAAAUUGCCAGGGUUUUCCUUCUCGGACUUGCCCGUUGACACUGAUGUGGUGAAAUCUCGACAAUUAUCGCUAACCAGACUUUCUGAGUCAGACAUUAAGGUCCAGCAUGGACAAGAUUGGAAGGAGAACGACAAAGUCGAAGUCAAACACGAAACCACAUCUUCACCUGUUAGCAUGGACAUGAAAGCUUCAAACAAAAUCGGUCUGACGGCUACGAGUCUGGGUGCGUUACUCCGCGUGCUCCGAACCCACUACACACGCAACCCGAAACCCAAGAAAGAAGAGCUGGAGCGGAUCGCGGACGAGAUCGGCUUCAACGUCAGGGUUGUCCAGGUCUGGUUCCAGAACACCCGGGCCAGGGAUCGACGAGAAGGACGCACCGUGCUGGGCGACCCCGCUGUGAUCUCCGGCAGGCUCUCUCUGGCUGGCAACUCUGGGCCGAAUCGGUUCUUGCAUUUCGGUUCUCCGGCGCCGAGUCUCAGCCACCAUCACCACAACCACCCCCACCAACAGCAUCAUCAUCAUCAUCCAGUCACGAUGCCGCUGAUGUAUCCUUUGGGACAGCAAGGGGUUGUCAAUUUCGAUCAGCGGGACUCUCCUCCGUUGUCGAUGACGCACAAUGGGUUGCGUGGUGUCCAGGACGACGUGGACGACUCGGGUCAGGACGACGGCGGUUACGGCGACGCUGCUCCAUUGGAUCUGACAACGUCCAGCUGGAAGCGAGAGCGAGAUAUCGACCAGAUGUCGUCUCCUCCUACUGAUGGAGCUCCCGUUAAUCUCAGCAAGGCCUUCAAGCACAAGCACCACUUGACGGAGCACAGUCGGUUGCAUUCGGGCGAGAAGCCGUUCCAGUGCAGCAAGUGCCACAAGCGGUUCUCGCACUCGGGCUCCUAUUCCCAGCACAUGAACCACCGGUACUCGUACUGCAAGCCGUACCGUGACUCAGACCCAGAUCCAUCGGGUGCAUCUGGCAACGCUCCUACUGUUGCUGCUGCUGCUGCUGGGUCUCCGUGCACCAACACCCCUGGGGACGCCACGGCUGGUGCCGGCGGCGGCGCCAGUGCUGGCUGCCGCCUGUCGCCGGCAUUGUCCACCACCUCUUCGUCCGCGUCCAGCAAGCCGUUGCCCAUGCUGAUCCAGUUGGCGUCCACCAAGGAAGAGACUGACGCCGAUGACGCUGCUCUGAAUGAUGACGGAGUUGAAGACCUGUCCCGU
This is a messenger RNA of Notodromas monacha, 2433 nucleotides long. The record is from the annotation of a GenBank genome assembly. NCBI's taxonomy places the organism in Eukaryota, Metazoa, Arthropoda, Ostracoda, Podocopida, Cyprididae.